CUGUUGACCGUACAGCUCACUGAGAGGAGAGGCGACGCUUUGACGCUCUGAACAGCACUCAGGAUGGUUCACAUGAUGGAGGGAUCAUCUCUUAAAUCUCCGCUCAGAAGCUUCAAUGUGUUGGUUUUCCUUCUUCUCACACACUUUGAUGAAGGUCAGUCUCAGGCCAUGGCUCCAUCUCAACUCGUUGUAUCGAUGGUUGGUGGAGACGCUGUGUUGCCGUGCCAUCUGGAAGCUGGUUUAGAUGCUGCUCAGGUGACGGUGGAGUGGGGGAGGCCGGAUCUGGAGCCCAGAUUUGUGUAUAUUUGGCACAACGGGAAGGAAAUUACAACUAACCAAAACACAGCCUACAAGGGAAGAGUGUCGAUGUCCAUCGACGAACUGAAACAAGGCAACGGUUCCCUGAAGCUCACCCAGCUGAAAAUGUCUGAUAAUGGAAGAUACAGAUGCUACAUUCCCAAACAGAAUAAAGAGUAUUUUGUGGAGCUCCUUGUUGGUUCUGUCUCAUCACCUGGACCAUGCAGGACCUCAACCAUCACUUUAGCAGGAUUUGAUAGAACCCACGGCUCAGUGGAGUUACAGUGUGAGUCUGCAGGCUGGUAUCCACAGCCUGAGGUGUUGUGGCUGGACGGUGAUGGAAACCUCCUCUCUGCUGGACCUACAGAGACAGUCAGAGGUCCUGAUGACCUCUAUACUGUCAGCAGAAAAGUGACUGUGGAGAAGAAACACAGCAACAAGUUCACCUGCAGAGUCCAGCAGAAAAACAUCAACCAGAGCAGAGAGACAUGGAUCCAUGUUCCAGAUGAUUUCUUCAAGGUCUCCUCUAGCUGUGCUGCUUCUGUCGCCUUUAGUGUGAUUUUUGGCCUCAUGUUGGUUCUUACAGUUGCAUUUUUUAUCUGGAAAUGGAAGCAAAACAAAAUCCAAAUGAAACAUCCAAACGAAGAGGGACAACAGCUGAUGACAGAAAUCAAUAAAAUAGAAAAACUGGACAAGAAAAAGGCAAAACUACAUGAGGAGUGCAUGAAGAAUGAGGAAGAACAGAAAAAUGUCACACAGACGAUUGAAGCUCUGCACAAAAUUACAGACAAACUGGCAAAGCAGAAAGAAAAACUCACAUCCCAACAUCAGGAGGCAGAUGAGAAAUUUGAGGAACAAGAGAAGAAAAUGAAGUUACUGGAUGAAGAAGUGAUGAAGAAGGAGGGAAAUCAGACAGCAAACAGAGCACAGGGAUACUUUACACUAAAGAACAUCAUGAUUGAAGUCAAAGGGAACCUGGAGGACAGAAAGAAAGAUGAUGAUAAAAUUCUGGACGUGAACACAGAGAGUAUAAAGAAGACUGCAUAUGAUGAGGUUGAAAAACUGACAGAAAAGAAGCAGAAACUAGAGAUCAGCAUGAAGCAAAUGAAACAACAACUAGAGGAGAUGGAGAAUCAAAAGAAAGCACUUCAGAGCAAACUACAGUCAGACAAAUGAAGGAAAGUGACAGGAUCAUAUCUCAUCUCUUCAGUCAUGUUAUUGUGAGAAAAUACAGAAACACAAUUAGAGUUUAUGUCUCUGAUCUCUUUUUAGACACAAUAUUUAGAAUAUGAUUCAUAAAGAUAGAUAGAUAGAUAGAUAGAUAGAUAGAUAGAUAGAUAGAUAGAUAGAUAGAUAGAUAGAUAGAUUUGGAUCAUGUAGAUUUACAUGACUGAAUGUUUUUGUUAGUUUCAUGUUGUUAUACUGGUUGAUUAUCUUUAGAAUUUCACAUAAAAAUCAGGGUAACACAUUUGUACUGUAAACAUGUUUUAUGGCUUUUAUUUUUUGUGUCUGAACAUAUCAGUGUGCACUGAAUUAUGUAUUAUUUUUUACCUUUUGUUCUACUAGAGCUUAGGUGAGACCACAUCUUUUCACCACACAUUUGGCUUAAAUAAUGUUUAAAGCUUUACCGUUUUUGUGCCUAAUCACACACUUUAUUUUCUUAACAUUCACAAUAUGUAAAUGACUAUAAACCUAAAUAAAGGGGAGGAUUAAUGAUCUGUUGUUUUUAAAUAGGGAUAAUCAGGCCUUAAAGUUAAUAAAAUGUGGCUCUUAUUUUCUUUUUGGUUUACCACUAAACACAUUUUUAAGUAUGGAAUUUUGACACUCAGCCAAAACUCAGCCAAAACUCAUGCUUUGGCUACAUUAUUUACACUAAAUGCAUGAUGUUUUUUUUUAAAAAAUUAUUAUAUCUCAGUGUUUCUGACAGUGAGAAUUUACUUGUGAUAUGACCAAUGUGUCUGCAGAGGAUGAGAGCUUCAUCCUGGUUGUUAAGCACCUUGUGAUUUUAGGUUUUUUAGAUUUUAAAACGGGCUGCACAGUGUCGUAGUGGUUAGCACUUUCACCUUGCAGCAAGAAGAUCCCUGGUUCAAAUCCCGGCCUGGGAUCUUUCUGCAUGGAGUUUGCAUGUUCUCCCUGUGCAUGCGUGGGUUUUCUCUGGGUACUCCGGCUUCCUCCCACAGUCCAAAAAUAUGCUGAGGUUAAUUGGUGACUCUAAAUUGUCCGCAGGUGUGAAUAAGAAUGUGAUUGUGUGUCUGUAUAUGUAGCCCUGUGACAGACUGGUGACCUGUCCAGGGUGUCCCCUGCCUUCACCCGAGUCAGCUGGGAUAGAUUCCAGCACCCCCCACGACCCUCGUGAGGAUAAAGCGGUGUGUAGAGAAUGGAUGGAUGGAUGAAUUUUAAAACAAUUGUCAUUUUAAUUACCAGUUUACUUGAAAUCAUAUCUUUCUAUUCAUCAAAGCUAACCAAAAAAAAGAAAUAAAGAAAAAAAAGGGAAAAAAAAUCUGAUUGUGGAUCGCUCUUGAUGACUGGAAUCCAAAAUGGUCAAACUUUGGUUUCCUUCUUCCAUUUGAUGAAUUUUUUCAAUAAGAUGAUGAAGCUCUUUAGUAAAAGUUAAACAUGAGCACUUUACCACAUAAUUUUGUGGUUAAGGUUGUUUAGAGUUGCUUUGUGUGUUUCUGGGAUUUCUGUCUUCUGUUCAAAAUUUGUAUUCUGUUUUCUUAUCAAAAUGUGUUUUUAAUAUUUUUAUUGGACAUCUUUCCGGACAGUCUCUCUCAUGACCAAGAAUAUCUGCUGCAUCUAAUGUUAAUGACUGCAAGAAAAAUGAUAACAAUAUGUUGGCUGAAACCUGAGCCACCGACAAUUACACAGUGGACACAAAAAACUAGACAAGUUUUCUUGAUGGAACAGCUGACAGCACAACUGCAACUAAAAACCCCUGUUUUUGAGAGGAAGUGGGGCCCAAUGAUAGAAUUCCUGUCGUAGGACUCAACCUAUGCCUGUAUUUUCUCUUUCUUCAUUUUGUAUCUGAUUUUGUAUUUGGUAUGAUGCCCAGUCUCAGGACAAUGUUAAUGUUUUUGUUUAUUUCAUUGCCCUGUUAUAUGGCAAUAAAGUUCUAAAAAAAAAAGUGUUUGUUUUUCAUUAAAUUGAAAAAAAAAACGUUUUGAUUUUCAGAAUGUUUUCUUUGUGAUAAAAUAUGUCUGUGUGUAUUUAGACACUUUAAACUGUUGGUUUGAUAUUUUUUAAGAUAUUAAAUAAUAACAAAAGUUUCCAUAACCAUGUGAAGACUAUUUACAUUUAUCGCGGCAGUCUUGAGCUUUCAAUGCCUACUGUAACUCCAAAUUUCUGUGAUGGAAUUAUUGAAAUGUCUCUUUCUUACAAAAUAUAUGAAAAUAAACCAAAUUAUGUGUU
Molecule: messenger RNA, 3705 nt
Organism: Acanthochromis polyacanthus (spiny chromis)
Lineage: Eukaryota; Metazoa; Chordata; Actinopteri; Pomacentridae
Product: butyrophilin subfamily 3 member A2-like
Exons: 6
Coding region: 64-1473 (469 amino acids)
Source: RefSeq, a predicted model, not a curated record